CAGAAUUGAAAAGAGCUCAGUGGACUAAGACUGCGAACGAGUUUAUGUUGUCAACGUUUGACUUAUUAUACCUACCCAUGUGGUUUGAAAUAUAAUCUUUGCUAUAGUAUUUCAUUAUUGAUAACAAGUGAACGCACUUAAUACUAACAAAUUCAAUUCAUUACUGAAAAUAUUUUGCGUACACUUGGCUAGGUACGUUGGUGAGCAAUGGCGACUGUCAUUUCUAACAGACCUUACCACAUAAUCGUAUUCGGAGCAUCUGGUUUUACCGGUCAGUUCGUGGUGGAAGAGGUAGCCCGGAACGCUAAAGAAGGACCCAGCGGGUCUAUGAAAUGGGCCUUGGCCGGGCGGAGCAGACACCGGCUGGAAGGUGUAUUGGAACAAGCCGCCGACUCUCUCAAUAAGCCAGAGCUAAGGAUUGAAGUUGAUAUCAUUGUGGCUGAUGUUUCGGACGCAGAUUCAUUGGCCAUCAUGUGCCAACAAGGACUGGUUGUCCUGAACUGUGUGGGGCCAUACAGGUUUUAUGGUGAGCCAGUGGUGAAGGCCUGUAUCGAGAAUGGAGCCCACUGCAUCGACAUCUGUGGAGAACCUCAGUUCCUGGAGGGAAUGCAGCUGGAGUACCACAGCAAAGCGAUGGUCAGCGGCGUGUAUGUGAUUGGUAGCUGUGGCUUUGACUCCAUACCAGCUGACAUGGGCAUCCUGUACACAAAGGACCAUUUUAAAGGAACACUGACAGCUGUAGAGAGCUUCCUGACUAUUCACACUGGACCUGAGGGAGGCUGUGCCCAUGACAGUACAUGGCAGUCAGCCAUCUAUGGCUUUGCAGACAGCGGCUCCCUGAGGAAGCUGAGGAAGAAAUUUGGCCACCAGCCUCUCCCCGUCGUCGGAGCCCCGUUUAAGAAGAGGGGUUGCCUGUUCUUCAGUAAGGAGAUUAACCAGUAUGCCAUACCCUUCAUGGGCUCAGACAGAUCGGUGGUAAAGCGAUCCCAGCGCUUUCUCUAUGAGGACCAAAAAGCAACACCGGUCCAGUACACUGCAUAUGUAGGCGUCGGUGGCGUCUGGUCAUUGAUAAAGUUGUUCUGUGGAGGCCUGAUUUUCUGGUUCCUAGGGAAGUUUAGGCUGGGAAGAAAGCUCCUAAUUACGUUUCCAGAAAUCUUCUCCUUUGGCAUGUUCACCAAGUCUGGUCCAAGCAGGAAGCAGAUGGAGGGAACUUCUUUCAGACUGACAUUUUUCGGGGAAGGUUACGCUGAGGGCACUGAGCCCUCUCAGGGAAGACCCAACGCUAGGAUCUGUACCCAGAUACACGGAGCGGAGCCUGGCUAUGUAGCCACGUCUGUCACCAUGGUACAAGCCGCCAUCACCGUGCUAAACGAACCGCAGUUCCUUCCUGUUAAGGGUGGAGUGUACAGUCCUGGAGCUGUGUUUGCCAAGACCACUCUCAUCCACCGGCUCAACAAACACGGCCUGGUGUUCUCCGUCUUGAGAUUCUAAUGGAAUUGUUCUAAGAGGACUUUGUAUCGUUUCCAAAGUCCUCCUUCGACAGCUAAACUCUGGUGCGUUUCUUGCAAUUGGUGGGAUGGAUCUGUACAUGAUCAAAAGUUGAUUUGCAAAGCAGAUUUGGUAAUAGAUUUACUUUGCCCUAUAUCAAAUCAUCUGAAGGUCCAUAAAAUUCCAUUGGGUAAAUGCAAAUGGGCGUUGAGCAGUUCUCUGACCUGCUAUCAUCAACUAGCCGAAGUUCUGUCUGUACUCAGACCUCUCCACAAUUAAUGGUAUGUUCUGUUAGAGGAAAUGCUAGAUGACAGAUUACACCUUAAGCUGUAUCUGUUUCCCCUCAUGACGUUGCCUUAGUAUGAAUGCACUACUUUAUCAGGCUUUGCCUACUGGAAUACAGACAGCUAAAAACAUGACUAGCAUUUUAGUCUAACGUCUGUAUUUCCCUAUCAAGGCCCAUUUUAUUUAAAUUAAUAUCUUUAUCAUGUGACUUAUAUUAAUAUUGUUAAUGUGUGUGUGUCCUUGACCCAGAUUACAUUGAGGUAGAGGACUGUAGUCCAAGCCCUGUGUGUGUAUGCAUGUGUCACGUUGCUUUUGAUCAAACAUGUGCAUUGGUAUGACAAAAAAAAGUUGUGUUUCAGAUAUGUCAGAAUAAACCAGUUAUUUCUAAA
Esox lucius (northern pike) is the source of this 2162-nucleotide messenger RNA. It is a transcript of the gene sccpdhb, whose product is annotated as saccharopine dehydrogenase b. Gene Ontology annotation, biological process: glycolipid biosynthetic process. The transcript has 12 exons. Gene Ontology annotation, cellular component: mitochondrion; lipid droplet; plasma membrane. NCBI's taxonomy places the organism in Eukaryota, Metazoa, Chordata, Actinopteri, Esociformes, Esocidae. Bases 208 to 1491 code for a protein of 427 amino acids. The record is from RefSeq and is a predicted model, not a curated record.